CGAGAGAUGGCGAUAAGGCAACAAGUGGCAAGCAGCGCCAGUCGGCUGCCAGAAGAAGAAUGGUCUGCAGCCGCUGAGGAGAAACUACUUCGCUCCGGACCUUUCGCCACAUUACUCUCUCCUCCACCACCAUGCAGUCCGCAGAAUGUGGAGACCUGGGCCGAGCGCUGUGCAUCAUCACCGGGGCCUCCAGAGGCUUUGGCCGGACGACAGCGAGGGAGAUGUCCCGGCUGGUGAAGCCGGGCUCCGCGUUCGUCCUGGUGGCCCGCUCCGGUGACGACCUGCGGGCUCUGCAGGCGGAGCUGGCCGAGUCGGAGGCUGGCAGAGCGGGCGUGGUGGUUCAGUGUGUGGUGGCGGAUCUAGGGCUGAUGGAAGGAGUGGAAAGCGUCGUCAAAGCAGCUAAAGAGGCUUUUUCUGAGGAUAUAGAUCACAUUAUACUGGUCAACAACGCCGCCUCUUUGGGUGAUGUGUCGCGCUAUGCCAGGAGCUUCACCAACAUGGCCGAGGUGGACUCCUACCUGUCUCUUAAUGUCAGCUCCUCGCUGUGCCUCACCGCCAACACGCUGCAGGCUUUUCCACAGCGUCCAGGUCUGCGGCGCAGUGUGGUGAACAUCAGCUCGCUGUGUGCCCUGCAACCUUUUAGCUCUUGGGUGCUGUACUGCACUGGCAAGGCUGCCCGAGAUAUGAUGUUCAAGGUGCUGGCAGAAGAGGAGCCGGACCUCCGGGUGCUCAACUACGCUCCAGGACCUCUGGACACAGACAUGCAUAUGGUGGCCAGAUCCAGAACAGCCGAUCCCAGCAUCAAGAAGUCCCUCUCAGACAUGUUCUCUCAAGGCCAAGUGCUAACCUGUGAGGCGUCCUGUGCCAAGCUGAUGAAGCUGCUGCUGGAAGACAACUACACAUCAGGAGCUCACAUCGACGUCUAUGACGUGUAGACACAGCAUGAGUACCUCUAACCGUUUAUCUUAGGGCCAGAUGAUUUAUAUGUGUGCCUUGAUUUUAAUUGAUAAUCUAUUCAAUUAUACUUAACACAAGAGUUAAUAGCUGACUCAAAAUGCACUGUCACAAGUGGUGGCCUUGUUGAACUGACCGAUAUGACAGCGUGAAGUAUUGAACCCAUGUUCAUCAAAUUAACAUUCAAAACAUUCCAUCAUCCAUCACAUCUAAUGACAACACAUAACCAACAAAAGUCCCACUGACCAGGAACUACAGACAGACGUUCACAGACAGUCAGUAGCAGGGGUGUGCCACAUCAUAUCGUUAAUGAAUAAUACCAGUAUAAAUCUUAAUGUGAUAAAGAUUGGUCAUAUCACGAUACUUGCAGUAUUGUGAUGUAUUUAAAUAUUUAUGUCAUGUCUGUCAAUUUCAGUUGUGUGGAGUUAGUUUUCUUACAUUUAUUAACCUUCAGAGAAAAAGAGCAGAGGCACCACAUGACACAACAUACUCCAUCAUAUAAUGAUAACCACAUAGAUGCGUCAGGAUCUGAUUUGGCUCAGGUGACAAUGAUUGAUCAAUCAUAACAUUGUAUGAUCAAUCACAGUGUGGUAAUCAACCAGAGCAGCAUGUCGUAAGAAAAUAAAACAGACUUUUUGUCAGACUUUGGAUAGAAUGCAUCACUUGGUGUGAUGAUGUCUUCUUUCAUCCCAUCACCCUGCAAUCACAAGACACUUUGGUUGAAGCAUUGUCAAGCACCUGCGUAAAUGUAAAAAGCCAAUUAGAAACCUGAUUAUGAGUAUAUAUGGCCAAGAAAUCAGUGUUCUCCAGAAGAAAUCUAACUGGGGAAAUCAGGAUUCUCCUGUCCCUCACCCCAAUUACAGAAACCAGGUUUACUGUAAACAUGACAAGAAAUAGGCUUACUUGAGAAAGCUGACUGUAACCUCGUUACUUGGUCUAGAGUGUAGAUUUUGAUACAACCAUUUAGUUGUUAAAGGGGGGUUUUGACAAGAAACUUUGAAAAAGACUGUGGGUAAGAUGAGGGCUGGUCUGAGCAUUGCCAAGACCACAGAGUUGCUGGGUUUUCUGAAGAUAUCAAUCUUCAAAAGUGAAAAAGGAAUGGAACAAUUUUGAAAAUAUUUACUGUGUAGGAGGAAGUCAUUUGUAGAAUUGGUGGUGUACUUCAGGGUGUAACAAGUAAUCACCAGCUCACAGUCACAAGGCAGUUGUGGGAUACAAACACCAGUUUUAGAACAUAUGACAUUGUCUCAUUCACAAAUGUUUUCUUAUUGUUUCACUUACAUUUGUUCAUAAAAAUUGAAAAACAGAAAACCUCUCCAACUUCAUGAAACAUGCACAUACCACUGAUUGGUUCUUCACCAUCUUUGUAAGUCAGGAGUAUGACAUGAUGCAACAAAGGUCCUUGGCAAGAAUUGAACCGGGGAUGUUACGGUUGUAUGGUAUGUAUUGGUCACCAUGAUGCUCAAGUAAAGGCUUUUACAAGAUACCAAAACUGUAAACAAGGAAUUAUAGCUUGAGUUAAAAAAUCUAAAUGAAAAACCAAAAUUGUAAGAAACCACUAUCACAAGCACAAAACCAAAAUAAAAGAUCAGAAAUGAAAACUGUAAGCAUUAAGCCAAAACCACUUACAAAAAAACAAAAUAAACCCAAAAAAAAAAAAAACUUAAGUGAGACCAAAAUAGAGAACAUGUAUAGUUUUAGUUUCUCCACCACCUCCACCUUUCCAUUCACAUUUAUAAGAACCAGAUGAGUUGGUUGGGUGGGUUUAAGGUGACACUGUGUGUGUCAUUCUUUUGAUGAGGCCUAUAUGGUUCACAUUUCUAAACAGGACCAAAAUCCAAAAUUAUGGAACACCUAUAUUGCUCAGUCUAUCAUCAUUCAUGGUAGAUCUCAGGUAAGUCUUAACCAGCUUCAGUCUGGAAAAGCUGUGUUCACAAGCAGCAGUACUCACAGGUACGGCAAGGGCAAUUUUGCAUAAUCAAGGAUAGAGCAGAGCCACUUUGUUUUCUCCAUGAGGUUAUCCCAUCUUUCAAAGUAUUACCAUGAAGGGUUCUCGACCACACCUGCAAUGGUCCGUCAUAUACAAACGUUUGGGAACUGCUUGUUUAAAUAUUCUGGCCAAACUGUUGGUUUAUUUACAACCUGUUUGAUCGUCUGUCUGCUCAUGUUUCUUGCUCCAUCAGACUUCUUUUUAUCGAUGUUCCUGUGUUCUCAGACGUUAACCUGACGAGUACAAUGUUGUGAUAACCAACAGAAAUUAUAGGCAAAACUAUGAGAGCAAGAAUCACAUCAGCAUUUAAAAUGGUAAUCAAUUGAUUUUCUCAUGAGGUGAGAUGAAUCUGUGUGAAUCUUUCACAUCGACUCAAGUCAAGUCAACUUUGAGCAAAAUGUCUUGACUGCUGAGAAAACAGAUUGCCGGAGAAUGGAGGAAACUAUUGUAGCUUAUUAGCUGUGUUGCACCAUCCACUUAUAUCUGCCGGAGUAUAAACUGCUCCACAAAAGAGGAAUGCUUUGCAGACAGUUUUGAGACAGGAGUUGAUGAUACAAGUUUUUUGAGUAAACUGUAUGAACUUGUACUGUUAGCAACUGAGCUAAGACGUUUGGUAACUGACAGUUUUUAAGCUAGCUAGCUCACAGAGCUCUUCCACCUCUUUAAUAACUCUUAAUUGAAUGAAAUGAUGUACAACCCUAAAAAGAAAAUAAUAUUUUUAGCAUGUUCCCAGCUCGCUUGCACGUUAGCCUUGAACUAUCCUGCUACAGUAAUUCACCAAGUAGUUACUAUGAGAAGUCACUCUGCCACCAAGCCUCUAGCAACACCCAUUUCACAAAGACCUGAGGAUAAAUUUUGCUGUGCCACUGUGACCAGGCCUUAUAAGCCUGACCUGUGAAACUGGAUCUAUGUUAUCAAUGUUUGGGUGAUUUCAUGUAAAAUCUACCCUUUAUUUAAUGAAGUAUUUGUAUUGUCAGGAUGACUGUAUCCCUUAAAAUGUUUACCAUAUGUGUCAUCAGUUGAUGUUAUUGUAAUAUUAAUGUUCUUGUUCUGCUCCGACUGCAAUCUGUAUCCUACUCUAUAAUUUCUAAAUCUUGAGGUUGUACUUUUAAGGUGCCUUAAUGUGAUAUCUGUUAAAGUGUGUGAAAUGAGAUACUGUCUUUUCUGAAUAGUUAACUAGUAAACAGUAAAUGAUGUUGCUGUAAUGCUGAACAUUAUUUUAAUAUGCAUGAGAGAAAUGUGGACAUGUUCCACUUUUUGUUUUUCUAUACAAAAUAUUUUUCACAUUCCUCAAUGUAUGUGAUUUGUAUGUAAUUGUUAAUGAGAAGUUCUUAGAUUGUAACUGCUUACCUCAGCCUGUUAUCCCAAUCAGUUUAGUAAACUUGAUGCUGUAAAUUAGAGAAAUAAAUCAGUGAAAGCAAUA
This is a messenger RNA of Thunnus maccoyii (southern bluefin tuna), 4367 nucleotides long. RefSeq names its product sepiapterin reductase a (gene spra). The coding region runs from base 132 to 935 and encodes 267 amino acids. Gene Ontology annotation, biological process: tetrahydrobiopterin biosynthetic process. NCBI's taxonomy places the organism in Eukaryota, Metazoa, Chordata, Actinopteri, Scombriformes, Scombridae. Gene Ontology annotation, molecular function: sepiapterin reductase (NADP+) activity. The record is from RefSeq and is a predicted model, not a curated record. The transcript is spliced from 3 exons.